Quercus robur (English oak) is the source of this 3627-nucleotide messenger RNA. RefSeq lists its product as uncharacterized. Lineage: Eukaryota; Viridiplantae; Streptophyta; Magnoliopsida; Fagales; Fagaceae. The transcript has a single exon. The record is from RefSeq and is a predicted model, not a curated record. Gene Ontology annotation, molecular function: RNA-DNA hybrid ribonuclease activity; nucleic acid binding. The coding region runs from base 1 to 3627 and encodes 1208 amino acids.
AUGGAUGACUUUAGAGAGGCGGUGAAUUUAUGUGGGUUUCAAGACUUGGGCUUCUCAGGGCCCCAGUAUACUUGGUGCAAUAUGCGAGACAACAGUGACCGGGUUUAUCUCCGCCUGGACCGAGCCUUUGCAAACUCCGACUGGUCAAACAAGUUCAGCAAUUGCAAGGUUUAUCAUGUUGUUGAUUCCACUUCCGACCAUUGCAUACUGAAAAUUACUGACUCUAUUGCCUCUCCCCCUCGCCGGAACCGCCGUUUCCAUUUUGAAGCUUUGUGGGCCAAGCGUGAUGAUUGCUACGACAUUGUGAAAGCCGCUUGGAACAGGGGAAGUCUUGAAAACACACCUGAAGGUAUCAACUCCAAUCUUAGCUUGUGUGCUUCUGCACUGACCUUAUGGAGUAGAGAUGUCAUUGGUAACAUUCCUAAGAAAAUCCAAGAGCACAAGAAAUUACUGAAUACUCUAACCACUCUUGAUCGGGAUGGCUCGCACAGUGUAGAAAUUAAUGAAUUAAGGAAGGAAUUAAAUGGCCUUCUGGAUAGUGAGGAGAUCCUUUGGCAUCAAAGAAGCAAAAUUCACUGGUAUAGAGAAGGGGAUAGGAACACGAAGUUCUUCCACACUAGAGCUUCGGAGAGGAGAAGGAAAAAUUCUAUUCUGGGCUUAUGGAACGAUGAUGACUGCUGGUGUGAUGACAGAGACAGCAUUGCUCGUACAGCAGUGGAUUAUUUUUCAAAGAUUUAUACAUCCAGUUCUCCCAAUAGAAUUGAAGAGGUCAUCAACACCAUUCCAACCCAGGUAACAGAUGAUAUGAAUGCUGAGCUUACUAAAACUUUUACCAGUGAAGAAGUUUUGCGGGCCCUCCACCAAAUCCACCCGACCAAAUCUCUCGGCCCCGACGGUAUGUCCGCUAUAUUCUUUCAAAGAUAUUGGAAUAUUGUUGGUAGAGAUAUUACUGAUAUGGUGCUGAAUGUGUUAAACUUUAAUUUGCCCAUGACUGAAAUAAAUAAGACUAACAUUGCUUUAAUUCCAAAAACAAGCCACCCAGUAAGAAUGACAGAAUUUCGGCUUAUCAGUUUAUGCAACGUCACGUAUAAGCUCAUCUCAAAAGUCCUUGCUAGCCGUCUUAAAGCUGUCCUUCCCCAUGUGAUAGCUGAAAAUCAAAGUGCCUUUACUACAGAUAGGCUUAUAACUGAUAAUGUCUUAGUGGCAUUUGAGCUUAUGCACUAUUUGAACCACAAAACAGAAGGCAAAGAUGGUUUCAUGUCUAUCAAGCUCGACAUGAGCAAGGCGUUUGAUAGGGUCAAGUGGGGUUUCAUCAAAAGAGUCAUGGAAAAAUUGGAUUUUCAUAACAAUUGGGUCUCUCUGAUCAUGAAAUGUAUCUCUUCAGUCUCUUACUCUGUCAUCAUCAACGGAGAAGCUUAUGGCUGCAUCACUCCCACGAGGGGCCUUCGCCAAGGCGACCCUCUUUCUCCUGGGCUUUUUCUACUGUGUGCCAAGGGUCUCUCUGCCCUUAUCCAUAAAGCCGCAAGAAAUACGGCCCUUUCUGGAAUUUCAAUCUGUAGGGGCUGCCCGGCCAUCACCCACCUUUUCUUCGCGGAUGAUAGCCUUUUAUUCUGCAAGGCUAGGGUCAUGGAAUGCAAUGUACUCAUGAGCAUUCUCGGAGUUUAUGAAUCUGCCUUUGGGCAAAAGAUAAAUCCCGACAAGUCCUCGGUCUUUUUCAGCCUAAAUACCUCUCAUGCAGCCAGAGACGAGAUCCUAAAUUCUUUAGGACCAAUGCAAGACUCUCGACACAAGAAGUAUCUUGGCCUCCCUUCCUUGAUUAGGAAAUCAAAAUCUCAAGUCUUUGCUGAAAUUAAAGAGAGAGUGGGCAAGAAAUUAGCGGGUUGGAAAGGAAAACUUCUCUCCAUUGGAGGUCGAGAAAUUCUUAUCAAAGCCGUGGCACAAGCGGUGCCCACGUACACAAUGAGUUGUUUUCAACUUCCAAAAACCUUGUGUGACGACUUGGAAAGCAUGAUGAGAAACUUUUGGUGGGGCCAAAGGAACCAUGAGUCAAAACUUGCAUGGGUAAGUUGGAAAAAGAUGUGUAAGUCCAAAUUAUAUGGUGGCAUGGGCUUCCGGAACCUCCAAGCCUUCAACCUUGCCUUACUCGCAAAGCAAGGGUGGCGGAUCCUCACUAAUCCCACUUCUUUGGUUGCAAAGGUCUAUAAAGCUAAGUAUUUUCCUUUUGAGGAUGUCCUUAACUCAAGAAUUGGAAGCAAUCCAAGCUACUCUUGGAGGAGCAUCUAUAACAGUCUUCGGGUCCUAAAGGAGGGUACUCGAUGGAGGGUGGGCAAUGGUAAGCGGAUUCACAUUUGGGAAGAUAGGUGGCUCCCAACUCCAACCACCUAUAAAGUGACCUCGCCUCAAUUAGACUUUGGCAUCUUCCCAAUGGUUUCUUCUCUCAUUGAUGAGGAUACAAAAUGGUGGAAAAUGGAUUUGGUAAGAUCUAUCUUUCUUCCCCACGAGGCUGCUGCUAUCCUUAAGAUUCCUAUCAGCUUUAGACUUCCUAAUGAUCAGCUUGUUUGGGUAGGUAACAAAAGAGGUUCUUUUACUGUGAAAAGCGCGUACUACAUAGCUAUGCGCACAAUAGAUGAUCAUGAUCUUGGUGAGUGUUCUGCUGUACACAGCCAAACCUCCUUCUGGAAAGCAAUUUGGCAUCUGAAUAUCGCUCCAAAGAUCCGGAUUUUUGCUUGGAAAGUUUGCAGAAACGGUCUCCCAACCAUGCUAAAUUUACGCUGUCGGGGUCUAAAUGUCUCUAGUUUCUGCCCUAUCUGUGACAAGGAAAUUGAUUCUAUCCAACAUGCUUUAUUUCUUUGCUCUCAUGCCAAUCUAACUUGGGCUAAUUGGCCAGAUUUCCCUGUAAGCAUUUCUUCCCCAAAUGCAUCUUUUAUGGACUCUAUAUCAAAGGUCAUUGAUUCAGGCUUAUUCAAGGAUUUAGCUCUCUUUUUCUCUGUCCUUUGGUCAAUAUGGGGGAAUAGAAAUCAAGCCAUUUAUGGGGACUCUGCUCUUCCGCCAGCCAUGGUUUGGGAGACUGCAAAAAGAGCCCAUUUGGAUUUUGUUGAUGCUAGGCUCUCCUCUCCCCCUGCUCCUCCUCCUGCCCGUGCCCAUUGGACUGCUCCCCCUGCUGGCUUCUUCAAGAUCAAUGUGGAUGGUGCCACUGAUGUUGGGGGUGGUAAUUCUUGCAUUGGAGCUGUCAUUCGGGAUUCCUCAGGCUUCCCCAUUAGUGCUCUCAGCCUGGUUCUUUCUUCUUGUUUUCCUGCUGAAGUCACAGAAGCAUAUGCUUUGCUUCAUGGUGUCCUCUUUGCCGCUGAAAUGCAAGUCCACCAAGCUCUUUUUGAGUCCGACGCUUUAGCUAUUAUUCAUGACUUAAUCUCUGAAGCUUCUGGCAGUGACUUUGGUCAUAUCCUUGAGGAUAUUCGGGUAGCAACCAGCUCCUUCAGUUUUUGUUCCUUUCAUCACUUGAAGCGUGAAGGUAACAGAGCUGCCCACUAUUUAGCUUUAGAAGCUAAAUGCACAGGCCAAACAAAAAUAUGGAAAGGAACCCCUCCCCCUUGUAUUCAGGAAAUUCUUAGUGAUGAUCUAUUGUAUUAG